AUGCCCGCAGGGGCAACGGCAGUGGCUCUUGAUGCUGAAUAUGGCGCUACAUCAGUUAGUGAAGUUCAAGAGUAUGCUGUCACUAGGUUAGCAACCCGACUUGCUACCAGCGCAGAAGGCUUGCCAUUCAAAUUCACCAGUGGUGUGGAUGUUGAUCUAAACAACGGGAUCGUUUAUUUCGCAGACGCUAGUACAACAUACGAGCUAAGAAAUUCCACGCGGCCAAAUUUCAAACCCGACUCAACCAGAAGAUUUAUGAAAUAUGACCCGUUCAGUAAACAAGUGAUGGUGUUGCUAAGAGGGCUUACUGGGACAGGAGGACCAGCAGUUAGUACAGAUAGCUCAUUUUUGUUUGCUUGUGUGAAAGCCAAUACAACAGAAGUUUUCAUAAAGUUUCCUGGAAAUUCAAUUAAAAUUAAGAGGGCAGCUACAACCGGAGAAUUUUGGGUGGCAGUAAAUGAAAUAAAUCAACAGCAGGUUACUUUGCCUCAAGGUUAUAGGAUCAAUGCUUAUGGCACAGUGGAAAUUGUAUCUUUCGCCGCGCAAUAUAACAAUAAAUCAAUCAGUGUGGUUCAGGAGCAGAAUGGGGCAUUAUACGUUGGGUCUCGUGUAGUUGAUUUUGUUGGUGUGUUCAGGAACUAG
This is a messenger RNA of Cornus florida, 642 nucleotides long. RefSeq names its product protein STRICTOSIDINE SYNTHASE-LIKE 11-like. The record is from RefSeq and is a predicted model, not a curated record. The transcript is spliced from 4 exons. Bases 1 to 642 code for a protein of 213 amino acids. NCBI's taxonomy places the organism in Eukaryota, Viridiplantae, Streptophyta, Magnoliopsida, Cornales, Cornaceae. Gene Ontology annotation, biological process: biosynthetic process. Gene Ontology annotation, molecular function: strictosidine synthase activity.